Messenger RNA from Chlamydomonas reinhardtii, 4670 nucleotides. RefSeq lists its product as uncharacterized. The coding region runs from base 164 to 3217 and encodes 1017 amino acids. Gene Ontology annotation, cellular component: lysosomal membrane; HOPS complex; endosome. The record is from RefSeq and is a predicted model, not a curated record. The transcript has 22 exons. NCBI's taxonomy places the organism in Eukaryota, Viridiplantae, Chlorophyta, Chlorophyceae, Chlamydomonadales, Chlamydomonadaceae. Gene Ontology annotation, molecular function: actin binding. Gene Ontology annotation, biological process: intracellular protein transport; vacuole fusion, non-autophagic; endosomal transport.
GUUACCAGAGAGUUGAGACCUUGUCUAAUUGCUGCACAUCGAGCCCUAGAUUGUGACAAAUAUAAUGCGUCGGUAUAUGCUGGGCCAUGUAGCAAUCUAGCCAGCCGUUUCGGGACUACACUGCAAGUUGGCUGUUGGCCUAGGCGUUGCCGAAUACACAGCGAUGACCGACUCAGUGGCACAACUAAAGACACAAGCAGUCGGAGACUGGGAGGUGGUAGGCGAUUGCUUCUUCGCGCGAGAGACCCUCUAUGAGAGCAUCUGGGAUGGGUUCGAGGUGGAGGACAAGAGGUUUACAUGCGCAACGUACGGGGGCCCUAUUGCUGCGAUGCGUGACGAGAGGCGCAUGGUGCUGGUAACACCGGGUUCAUCGGCAACAGCAGCAGCCGGGGGCCUCAAGCCUGUCCUAAGAACGUUCACAGCCGCCGGAGGACCUCUGGGGGCGUCGGUGUGGGACGGAGGCCGCUUGGUGGACUGGGGCUGGACGGAUGAGCAGCAGCUGGCCGCAGUGGAGGCCAACGGCAAGGUCACCGUGUACUCCCCCUAUGCUGAAAAAGUCCGUGAGUUCCGAUUUGGAGCUGCGGUUGAGCGCGACACAGUGGCUGCCGCAAUUGUGUACGGCACUGGGGUGCUGGUAGUCACUGAAGCGCAGCUGCAGCCAGCACCGCCAGGUUCCAGCACUCCCACUGCGACCGUGUCUGAGCCCGGAAGCAUCUGGUUGGUUGAGGACUUGCGGGAACCCCGCCCAACACGGCUCACCUCGCCCCCGCUCACGGCAUUCACCCCCACGGCCACUGAGGACAACCGUGGCGACCUUGGUGGCAGUGGGCUGCUGAGUCUGGGCGGCCUUGGGCGACUGGGCCUGCCCUCAUGCGUGGCAGUGUUGGACCCUCGGCACACCCUAUCGACACGCGUGGAGGUCCUGGCUGUGGUAGGCGGCGUACUGUGGCAGCUGGAUGAGGUGUCGGCCACCGACCACCACCCCGCUGCACUGCGGUCGGCGGGUGGGGCGGAUCACAUCUCUGUGUCGCCGGAUGGGGCCUUUGUGGCCAUGUACACGCAGGACCACCGGCUGGUGGUGCUGGCGUCAGACCUGACCAAGCAGCUAACUGAGUUUGAGAUGCGCGGUGCUGAGUGUGCACCACAAGCCCUACAUUGGGUGGGCGCAGAUGCCGUGCUGCUGGUGUGGCCUGAAACAGCGGUGCUAGUGGGCCCCUACGGCGACAGCGUGCAGUGGAGCAUGAGCGAUGAUGUGCUCGCGGUAGUACCUGAGGUGGAUGGCUGCCGGCUGCUGUUCGGCGGACGCGGCCGUCACGAGCUGCUCAGGAAGGUGCCGGAGGCCUGUACACAGGUGUUCCGACCAGGCGCCACUGGGCCAGCGGCGCAGCUGUGGGAUGCAAGGGCGCUGUACGAUGACCAAAACCCGCGCUGUGACCGCAUCCUGCGGAAUAUCCAGGAUGGCGGGCCCACAGCUCUGGCCGCCGCCGUGGCUACAACCAUCACGGCCGCCAGCCACGACCUGUCGCCUUUGCGGCAGCGGUCGCUGAUGCGGGCUGCCGCUUACGGCCGGCCCUUUUGCCCGCCCGAAUUCCCACGCCAGCUGAUGUACGGCACCGCUUGCCGGCUGCGGGUGCUGAACGCGGUCCGGGACGCCCGCGUGGGCCUGCCGCUCACCAUGAGCCAGCUGGAGGCGCUCAGUCUGCCCGUGCUGGUGGCCAGGCUCAUGUCAUACCGGCAAUGGCUGCUGGCCUACCGGAUAGCAGGCGUGCUCCGGAAUAUCCCGGGCGCCCAGCAGCCGCCACUGAGGCAAGGGACUGGCGCAAACACUGCACUGGGCCCCCGACCUCCGCCUAUGGGCCAAGACCAGGUGCUGAUGCAGUGGGCGUGCGCCAAAAUCUCUGCAGCGUCCGGCAGCAGCAGCCAAGUGGACGACGCGCACCUCAAGGACGCGAUUGUGGCCAAACUGAAAGGCUGCCCUAACGUGCGGUAUGCUCCGCUCGCAGCACACGCCCUAUCUGUGGGAAGACGCCGCCUGGCACUGCGGCUGCUGGAUGAGGAGCGGUCACCUGCACAGCAGGUUCCCCUGUUGCUCAGCUUGGCGGUGGGAAGUGCCGGGGCGCGGGCGGGAGCUGGCGGCUCCUCGGGAAGGCAAGGUCUGGAUGCAAGGGUGGGUGACGAGGACGGCGACAGCAGUGACGAGGUGCUGCAGCGGGCGUUGCGGAAGGCCAUUGAGAGUGGCGACACCGACCUGGUCUACUUGGUGCUGUUCGGACUGUACCGAGCCCGGCCGCUGCCUGAGUUCUGGUCCCUGGUGGCGGUGCGGGCGCUAGCGCGGAAUCUGUUCAUCAAGUACUGCAGGGCCAAGGAGCCGGAGCUGCUCGAAACCAUUUUGACGUCAGCAGCCGCCACCAGUAGCUCAGCAGCCGGAGCAGGAGGGGCACAGACGUCUGCGGCAAGUGCUGCAGCGGCAGCCAGCUUCCCUCCUACGGCUGCUGCCGCAGAGCUGGCCAGUCUGCACUUCCGCGCCGCGCUGAAGGAGGAGGUCCAGCUGUGCGAGCAGGCCGCGGCAGGAGCUGGCGGCGGAAUGCCUCCGGCUCAGGCCGAUGCCGCGGCAACUCACCUUGCGAGUGAGCUUGCUGACGUGGCGCACAAGUAUGGCCAGAGCCGUGACUCCGCCUUCCAGUCCAAGGCCGUGUCGGAGAUGGCGGCACUGCGGCGUGAGCAGGCGCGGCUGGAGCGGGAGACCGGUCAGCGCCUUUUCUACGGGCUGAGCCUGGUCGAGACUGUGCGGACGGCAAUACGGCUCGGACACCAUCGCGCCGCGGCAGCGUUGAAGAAGCAAUUUGUGCUCAGCGACCGGCGCUUUACCUGGGUCAAGGUGCGCACGCUGGCGGAGACCCGUGACUGGGAGUCACUGGAGGGUUUUGCCACAGAGCUUCGGCGCAGCCCCAUCGGAUGGGAACCUUUCAUUGAGGCCGCUAAGAAAUGGCAAGCGCCGUCGGAGUACCGCGCCAGGCUGGUGGCCCGGCUGCCGGACAGCCCCGCCAAGGCUGAGGAGCUCUCAGCGCUGGGCCUGGCGCGCGAGGCCGCAGAAGUGGCUGCCCGCAUCAAGGACACGGACCUGUUUGCGCGCAUUCAGUCGGCAGUGGCGGCCGGUAGCCCUGCGGCACUGGCCAUCGCACAGAUCAAGGAGCGCUUCCAGUUCCGGACAGGGUGAACCAAUGGCUUGCUACAGCCUUGCUAUACCAGCCAAGUCCUAGCAGGGGCGCUCGGCACACCUCUUUUCUUCAACCUGCACUGUAAUCUUUUUUUAGCUUUUUUUUGCUUGGGCUUAGCCCCCUGAGCGUAGCGAUUCAGGUCUGGUCAUCUAGUCUGCGCCAUGGCUUCAUGUGUGACAAUGUGCAUUGUGACAGACGGUGAGGCCUGCAGUGACAAGGUAGGUCACUGCAGCAAGGCACACACCCGUAAUAUCCUUGAAUUAAUGGCGAACAGUAGGCUGCUAAGCAUGGUGCGCGCAGGCUGGGAACCGCCUAGUGGUUGCGUAUGGGUUUGUGGGCGACAGCAGCUUAGAUAGGCAAUAGCAGCUGCCUCAUGGCUGCAUGGAGAAUGGAUAAAUGAGUGUGGUUGGAUGUGUGCCGCAAAUGUUCGUCACUUUUGCUGUAGCGGAGGCAUGGGUGGCGGUCCUUGCACUGGAGAUGAGGCUCGCCUGGUAGACCUCUUCAGCUCAAGGCAAGUGUCGUACACCGUGCAUCCGCGGGGUGGCAUCAGAUGGGCAGUAUGGCGCAAGUCAUCAGGAAGGGGCAGUAUUGCAACGACUGGCCAAAAUAUGAGCACAGAGUCAGGGGGGGGGGGGUAGAAAGCUCAGGUUCUUACCCCAUGCUCAAUAUUACAGAGCUUUAGGAGAGCAUUAUGCACGUGCUUUUAGUUUUGUCAGGGGGAAGUUCUGGGCCGACAAAGUGGGGGGGUCGGUCGUCGUCCUGGGGGUCUGCCGGUUUCGGGAGCCCAUCCUGGCGGAUUUCGGGAAGCGCCCCACAAGCAGAACUAGGGGCCAAACGCAGCAGUACGAGGCUCAUAUGUGCACGUGAUGCCGUAAUAAGCACAAGCAAAGCGUGGGAAGGCUAAGUUGCGCGUCCGGGCGUGGACAUGUGGGCACAUGUCCCCACGUUCGACACAUGCGCACUGCCACCGCUGGGCUCUCUAGCGCUGGUGCGCAUGAAUUUACGUCUAACAAGGCUGCCGAUGCACACUGUCCAACCGUCACAUGGCAGAGAGUUGAGCGCGGUGUGGGCUGGGCCGAGAGGAUUUCGAUGGAUAGGAUCCCGCGUGUGACCGAAGUCUCAGAACAGGACCGCUGAUGGCACAGCGUGAUAGUGCUCGUCAAGAGGAGUCGAUUGGCACCACUUUGGUAUUAAACGGAGGGUUUUUUACCCCUAAACAACAAGGUGUUGUCCGUGGGGCGGUCGGUCGUCCCCUCAAGGGGGGUCCCGGGGGAUUUCGGGGCAUGGGGUCUGGCACUUUGUUUCCUACCCCUCCCCCCCUGACCGAGUAUCUGCUGGUCGCGCCACAGAGCACAGAUUGAAUAGAUUCCCAUCAAGCCGGGCAUGGUUGGGGGGUCUUAAGGUUGUCCUGUGGCCUGUGCGUAGCGUAUACGGUACACAAGAGAUAAGGGC